Messenger RNA from Diprion similis, 1344 nucleotides. RefSeq names its product coiled-coil domain-containing protein 97. The transcript is spliced from 3 exons. Bases 122 to 1261 code for a protein of 379 amino acids. The record is from RefSeq and is a predicted model, not a curated record. NCBI's taxonomy places the organism in Eukaryota, Metazoa, Arthropoda, Insecta, Hymenoptera, Diprionidae.
UUCGAGGUUAUGUUCCGUGACUUGACUCGGUCGACGCGCGGUCGGCGUGAUACAGUGAUAAACUUGGAUAAACUUUAGAAAAUUGAGACUUUAAUAGGGUGAUACUGCGUGAUAUUUAUUGAUGAGUAAAGACGGAGGCUCGACGGCAACACCCGCAACAGCAGCAGCAGCAGACGACAAUCAAGAAGCAAAUAUGACGGUCGACAGUGUGACCGGAGAUUCUGAAACGAGCGAAACCGCCGAACAGGCAAUUCUCUUCGAGGAGAUUAUCGCCUGCGUGGCAAAUUCCAAAGCGAUAUUCAAGAGCCAGCAGAAGGAUGACCCGGACCUGACAGUCGAGGAAAAGGCGAGCAUCGCCAGCGACCUGCUGCGCAAAAAUCGCUCCAUGUUCCUCUCCAGGUUCGGCAGGUUCCUGCACAGCGAACACCUGCGGUACUUCAGCGAGCCUCUUUAUCGGCCGGACUACGAAGUCAUAUUCCACGUGAAUAGGCUGCGCCGCUUUCACAACCGCUCGCAGAGGCGAGUCGACGUGAAAAACCGCAGGUAUCAAGCCCUAAAGUCGCUGAUCGACAAGGGCGAGUAUUUCAGCGAGACGGAGAUGAUGCGAAGGAAUCCCCUGCUCUACGAACACCUAAUAGGCCAGUAUUUGACGGAAGAGCAGAAGAAGGCCAGAGACAACAUAGACACCCAGAAUAUCACGUUCGUCAAUCUUCUUCUCGAAAGCAUUCAGCGGGAUGGGACCAGGAACUUGAAGAAGGAGCAGCAGGAAGCCGAGGACGAUGUCAUGGAAGAGAAUGACUCGGACGAUGACUUCGAGGGUGCCGAUGACCGCGAGGAUGACGCUGAAAUUAGGGGAGACUCCCGGUGGGGCGAGAUGCCCGGGCAGUCGUCAAACGCAUACGAAAAUGAGACCAAGGAAAAGAAAACUGAGUGUUUUUGGCGUGAAAUUUCGACCAAGGAGCGGCAAGUUCUUAGAGAGGAAUUCAUUACCAAUAUGUAUCACAGUUUUUUGAAUGGAAGGGACAAGGACUUCGACUACAGCGCCGUCGACGACAACGAGUCGUAUGAUAACGUAGAUCUGAGGACCCAGGAUGAGGAGGAAAAGUAUUUCGACUCGGAAUCGCCAGAGACAAUUGAAGAGGGCAGAAUGGAAGAGGAAGAGUCCAGUGAGGACGAGCUGGAUAAAUAUAUGAAAUCGUUGCAGGAAACGCCCACUCCGAACGAGCUCGCCGACAAAGUUGAGAAGCAAACGCUACAUUGAACGGCUUCAGCGUAUUUCCUUUAUUCAUGAGUUUGUAAAUAUGUAUCCGCUUUUUUUAAUUAAAUUCAUUUUCUUUAUCUCUU